This is a messenger RNA of Hyaena hyaena (striped hyena), 2718 nucleotides long. RefSeq names its product ERCC excision repair 3, TFIIH core complex helicase subunit (gene ERCC3). Gene Ontology annotation, molecular function: ATP binding; 3'-5' DNA helicase activity; DNA binding. NCBI's taxonomy places the organism in Eukaryota, Metazoa, Chordata, Mammalia, Carnivora, Hyaenidae. Gene Ontology annotation, biological process: transcription initiation at RNA polymerase II promoter; hair cell differentiation; nucleotide-excision repair. Gene Ontology annotation, cellular component: nucleotide-excision repair factor 3 complex; transcription factor TFIIH holo complex; transcription preinitiation complex. The transcript is spliced from 15 exons. The record is from RefSeq and is a predicted model, not a curated record. The coding region runs from base 63 to 2411 and encodes 782 amino acids.
UCCCGUUGAGAGCAGCCGCCGCGGAGACCCGGGGGCACCGGCUUUGUGCUGUUGUUGCUGCCAUGGGCAAAAGAGACCGGGGCGACCGCGAUAAGAAGAAAUCCAAGAAGCGGCACUACGAGGAUGAAGAAGAAGAUGAAGACGACGUCCCCGGGAACGACUCUCAGGAAGCGGUCCCCUCGGCGGCCGGGAAGCAGGUGGAUGAGUCCGGUACCAAAGUUGAUGAAUAUGGAGCCAAGGACUACAGGCUGCAGAUGCCCCUGAAGGACGACCACACCUCGAGGCCUCUCUGGGUGGCUCCUGAUGGCCACAUCUUCUUAGAAGCCUUCUCACCAGUUUACAAAUAUGCUCAAGACUUCCUGGUGGCUAUUGCCGAGCCCGUGUGCCGACCAACCCACGUGCAUGAGUACAAAUUAACCGCCUACUCCCUGUAUGCAGCUGUCAGCGUUGGGCUACAAACCAGUGACAUCACUGAGUACCUCCGGAAGCUCAGCAAGACGGGAGUCCCUGAUGGAAUUAUUCAGUUUAUUAAGCUGUGUACUGUCAGCUAUGGAAAAGUCAAGCUGGUCCUGAAGCACAACAGAUACUUCGUGGAAAGCUCCCACCCUGAUGUCAUCCAGCACCUUCUCCAGGAUCCGGUGAUCCGGGAGUGCCGCCUGCGGAACUCUGACGGGGAGGCCACGGAGCUCAUCACAGAGACGUUCACGAGCAAGUCGGCCAUUGCCAAGACUGCUGAAGGCAGUGGUGGGCCUUCCACUUCCCGGGUGACGGACCCACAGGGUAAAUCUGACAUCCCCACGGACCUGUUUGACUUCUAUGAACAAAUGGACAAGGAUGAGGAAGAAGAAGAAGAGACACAGACUGUAUCUUUUGAAGUCAAGCAGGAAAUGAUUGAAGAACUCCAGAAACGUUGCAUCCACCUGGAGUACCCUCUGUUGGCAGAGUAUGACUUCCGGAAUGAUUCUGUUAACCCUGAUAUCAACAUUGACCUGAAACCCACAGCUGUCCUUAGACCUUAUCAGGAAAAGAGCUUACGGAAGAUGUUUGGGAAUGGACGUGCCCGCUCAGGGGUCAUUGUUCUUCCUUGUGGUGCCGGCAAGUCCCUGGUUGGUGUGACAGCUGCCUGCACCGUGAGAAAGCGCUGUCUGGUGCUGGGCAACUCAGCUGUGUCUGUGGAGCAGUGGAAAGCCCAGUUCAAGAUGUGGUCCAUCAUCGACGACAGCCAGAUCUGCCGCUUCACCUCCGACGCCAAAGACAAGCCCAUAGGCUGCUCCAUUGCCAUUAGCACCUACUCCAUGCUGGGCCACACCACCAAAAGAUCCUGGGAGGCCGAGCGAGUCAUGGAGUGGCUCAAAACUCAAGAGUGGGGCCUCAUGAUCCUGGAUGAAGUACACACCAUACCAGCCAAGAUGUUCCGACGGGUGCUUACCAUCGUGCAGGCCCACUGCAAGCUGGGAUUGACCGCGACCCUUGUCCGAGAAGAUGACAAAAUUGUGGACUUAAAUUUUCUGAUUGGGCCCAAGCUCUACGAAGCUAACUGGAUGGAGCUGCAGAACAGUGGCUACAUCGCCAAAGUCCAGUGUGCUGAGGUUUGGUGCCCAAUGUCUCCUGAGUUUUACCGGGAGUAUGUGGCGAUCAAAACCAAGAAACGAAUCUUGCUGUACACCAUGAACCCCAACAAAUUCAGAGCUUGCCAGUUUCUGAUCAAAUUUCACGAAAGGAGAAACGACAAGAUUAUUGUCUUUGCCGACAAUGUGUUUGCCCUGAAGGAAUAUGCUAUUAGGCUGAACAAACCCUAUAUCUAUGGUCCUACGUCCCAGGGGGAGAGGAUGCAGAUUCUGCAGAAUUUCAAGCACAACCCCAAAAUCAACACCAUCUUCAUAUCCAAGGUGGGCGACACGUCGUUUGAUCUGCCGGAAGCGAACGUUCUCAUCCAGAUCUCAUCUCACGGCGGCUCCCGGAGGCAGGAGGCCCAGCGGCUGGGGCGCGUGCUCCGGGCCAAAAAAGGGAUGGUUGCGGAGGAGUAUAAUGCCUUCUUCUACUCGUUGGUGUCCCAGGACACACAGGAAAUGGCUUACUCAACCAAGCGGCAGAGGUUCUUGGUAGACCAGGGUUAUAGCUUUAAGGUGAUCACGAAGCUGGCCGGCAUGGAGGACGAAGAGUUGGCGUUUUCCACAAGAGAGGAGCAGCAGCAGCUCCUACAGAAAGUCCUGGCCGCCACCGACCUGGAUGCCGAGGAAGAGGUUGUGGCGGGAGAGUUUGGCUCCAAAUCCAGCCAGGUGUCGCGGCGCUUUGGCACAAUGAGCUCCAUGUCCGGGGCCGACGACACAGUGUACAUGGAGUACCACUCGUCCCGGGGCAAGACUUCCACGAAGCACGUGCACCCACUCUUCAAGCGGUUCAGGAAGUGACAGCCACCGGGUCACAGAGGUCAAGCCCCAGCGGUGCCAGGUGGGGCUUUCCGCGUCCCGUUCUCUCCUCUGGCCGUGGCUGCAGAGCUCUGGAGGCCGUGUGUGCUCACCGUGACGGGGACCACGUGCCAGAGCUCGGGUCUGCCUCUGCAGGCCAGCCAGGGUCUUUGAAAAGCUGGGAGACUGUUUUGGUUUUUUUCUAGGCCAUUUUUCUAUCCUGGGGUGUGAUCAUUCCUCCCUAUAAAUAUUUGUAAUAUUUAAGGUGUAUUUAUCUAAUGUGCUGAAUAAACAGAAAUAGAACAUUUGA